AUGGGUCGCAAGCCUAACCAGCUGAUCCUCGAAUACUUUACGCGUGGCCCCAAGUUGGAAGACGCGAGCAACCGAUAUCAACAUACUUGCAAAGCAUGUGGUGAAAAGUUCCCCAAAGGCCGUAUUGACAGUCUUACGACCCAUUUGGUCAAGAAGUGUCAGGCACUUUCCAUGUCCGCUCGUCAGUCCAUUGUCAUGCGAAUUCAUGAUUUGCCUGCCCUCGACGACUCAGACCCCAACAAAGCUGCAAUGCUAGCCAAGAUUAAGGCAGGAAAGGCUUCUGAUCUGCCAUACUCGACGCGACCAGCUUUUGACGGACUGAACGUGCUAGCUGAGGCAUCACGACGUGUUGGAGCAUCUGACCAAACGAAAAGGGGGCGCGCUAUACGUUUCACACAACCAAUGACCGUCGGUGGCAAGACGAUCAUGAUUGAUCCUGCCCUUGAAGCUGAGGCAUUCCAUCCACCACCUUCGACAGAUAACAACGACGAGUUGAUCCUCGCUGGAGUUGCUGCUGCCGCUAACGCCUCGCUUUCUGCAACUGGAGAGCGUGGUCCAUCCGCUUCACCGUCCUUGCAAAACAACGACUCCCUCCCAACUGACACAAACGCCGAUGAGCGUCAAUCCUCGUCACAGCUAUCAUUGAUUGCAGCUUCUGCCAGUGAGAUGGCUUCUCAGAGUCUUGCAAUGGGCAACGAAUUGACAGACGAGCAAAAUGUUGGAUCUUCAUGGACUGACCAACAGCUGUCUAGCACCGAUCAGUUUCUGCUCGACAGCUUGCAGGGCCAUGAUCCUACACUAGCAGCAACACAGCGUGCUGCGUCAUAUCCACGUCCUAUUGCAAUGAAUCCAAACACUACUUCGACCAAAGGGUUUGUGAAUGAUUUUGGUGCUGGUGCUGCACCUAAACCACAAAAGCCUAAAGUUCGUAGUAGGUUCAGUGCUGAUCGCAGGAAGGAGGUUCAAGAAGUUCGCAAGAGGGGUGCCUGCAUCCGCUGCCGGAUGCUCAAAAAGCCUUGCUCUGGAGAUAGUCCCUGCCAAACCUGUGCCUCUGUUGAGAGCGCUCGUCUGUGGAAACAGCCAUGUAUCCGAACACGUCUUGUUGAAGAAUGUGAACUCUAUGGUGCUGGUCUUCACACAACUCUUGCCUUCCACGAUGUUAAUUCUAUGCAAACCCAAAUAAAAUAUGAGAGCUAUGUUGGUCGUGUAGAGGCUGCACAUUUUGACGAUGGUCCAUUUUAUGUGACAUUCAGUGCACUUAUUGGCCAGAAAGCUGGCAUGUCACCCAUUGACCCUCAACUACAGGCUCUGGUCGAAGAUGGCCAGUUUCAAGGAUCUACUCAGGAUAUGUACAUGCUGGAUGGGGAAACAGACGAUCUUCCUGGCAAAUGCGAGUUUUACAUCAAGAGGCUACAGUCCACUUUCAUCGAGAAUGAGACUUCGCCAAUCAUCAAGUCGACUUUAACACUAGCAGCACACUUGGCUGAUGAGAAAAAGGAUUCGCUGCUUGAUCGUGUGGUCGAACUAUGGCUUGUGACUCAUGUCUUGGUUGACCUGGAAUUACAGUGGAAGCUUUUUGUCCAUCCACUUCUACCCCCGACUCCUGCAGAUACACUGGCUAUGCCGUCCGAGGAAGGCCGUGUUCCAAUCGAUCGCAAUGCCAACGCCGAUUCUUACAAUCUUAUAUGCAGUCAACUUCGCGCAGCUGUGGAAAAGCGCGCUAGCCUGUUGAGCAAGAAUGUAAUGAAUGAACUUGAACGACGACUUCUGCAGCGCCACCACAGCAGUUGGUUUGAGACAUACCUGGUAUCUGUGAUCCUUCUCAAUUGCGUUGAACGUGCCUGUUGGCUCUUUACCAGCUGGGAGAAUGAAAACUUUGUUGGUCGAUGGCCUCUAGAUAAGCGCCCACAGUAUUAUGCCAAUCAAGGCGACAGGUUUUCGGAGAUUCUCCAUAUGCUUCUACGAAUGCGCGGACUGCCUCCGAAGACAACUAUCAAUACAGAGACUAGUUUACUUAAAGCAGUGGAGAACAGUGAUCCCAAUGCCAUCCUGUGGUUUGAUACCAUUCAGAUUUCACCCCUCUACCUAGAAGAACGUCAAAUGGCUCAAUUUGAUCCUACCAACUCACGGUCUCUGGAUCUGAAAUACGCGUCCAAGAUUCUUCUGCCGCCACCAGCUGCUUGAUCCUUAAGCUAGGAGUGUUCGGCAGAUUCGGAGUAAAACUUUUCCUCUUUCUGUUUCUUUUCCGGAGUACGUACUUGCUAUGACCAAUCCAACGAUGUAACGAGUAGGCGGUGGUUUCUUUGAUGACUUUUCAGACUCGAUUUUUAAUGAUAUUAUUAUUAAUCCACUUCUU
Molecule: messenger RNA, 2356 nt
Organism: Talaromyces stipitatus ATCC 10500
Lineage: Eukaryota; Fungi; Ascomycota; Eurotiomycetes; Eurotiales; Trichocomaceae
Exons: 7
Coding region: 1-2184 (727 amino acids)
Biological process (GO): regulation of DNA-templated transcription
Molecular function (GO): DNA-binding transcription factor activity, RNA polymerase II-specific; zinc ion binding
Source: RefSeq, a predicted model, not a curated record